Mandrillus leucophaeus (drill) is the source of this 1965-nucleotide messenger RNA. It is a transcript of the gene SNAI3, whose product is annotated as snail family zinc finger 3. Gene Ontology annotation, biological process: regulation of DNA-templated transcription. The record is from RefSeq and is a predicted model, not a curated record. The transcript is spliced from 2 exons. Bases 1 to 879 code for a protein of 292 amino acids. Gene Ontology annotation, molecular function: DNA-binding transcription factor activity, RNA polymerase II-specific; copper ion binding; RNA polymerase II cis-regulatory region sequence-specific DNA binding. NCBI's taxonomy places the organism in Eukaryota, Metazoa, Chordata, Mammalia, Primates, Cercopithecidae.
AUGAAUCGGAGCUGGAAACACAGAGCGCUGGGGACUCAGUCUUCAUCUGUAUGUUCUCUCCCCUCCACCCCUCUAGAAAUCAAUGGUGCCUGCUCUGCCUGUGGGGGGCUGGUGGUGCCCCUCCUCCCCCAAGACAAGGAGGCCCCUUCUGUGCCCGGUGACCUUCCCCAGCCCUGGGACGGCUCCUCAGCCAUCGCCUGCAUCUCCCUGCCCCUCCUUCCACGGAUCGAGGAAGCUCUGGGGGCCUCUGGGCCGGACGCCUUGGAAGUCAGCCGGGUCGACCCUUGGGCCAGUUGGGCCCCCAUUGUACCCCUCAAAGACAGCCUGAACCACCUCAACCUGGCCCCACUGCUGGUGCUGCCCACACAGUGGUCCCCAGUCCUGGGCCCAGACGGGCACAGGGCUUCAGAAAAACUGCUUGGGGCUGAGCGGACGCCCCGAGCCCCCGGCGGCUUCCAAUGCUUCCACUGCCACAAACCCUACCACACCCUGGCCGGGCUGGCCAGGCACCGGCAGCUGCACUGCCACCUGCAGGCGGGGCGCGUCUUCACCUGCAAGUACUGCGACAAGGAGUACACCAGCCUGGGCGCCCUCAAGAUGCACAUCCGCACCCACACGCUGCCCUGCACCUGUAAGAUCUGCGGAAAGGCCUUCUCCAGGCCCUGGCUGCUGCAGGGCCACGUCCGCACCCACACAGGGGAGAAGCCCUAUGCCUGCUCACACUGCAGCAGGGCCUUUGCCGACCGCUCCAACCUUCGGGCCCAUCUGCAAACGCACUCGGACACCAAGAAGUACCAGUGCCAGCGCUGUGCCAAGACCUUCUCCCGCAUGUCCCUCCUGGCGCGGCACGAGGAGUCUGGCUGCUGCCCAGGCCCCUGAGAGGCACAUAAUCGGUGCAGGUAGGAGGAAUGGUCCUCACCCUGAGAGCUGGUGUCCCUCCUGCCGCCAGAGGAGCCGGGAGUCUGGGAGGGCAGGGCCUGACUUCAUACUUGGUGCAUCCUCCAUAUCUGUGUCCAGUCAGAACCAAAGACAUCCAGCGGGGCCACUGGGGCGGAGGACACUCACCCAGGCCUCCCACCCCACAGAGCCCACUCAGAGGAGACUCCUCUCCCAGUGAAGACUUUCAUCAGAACAAGAGCCAUGGUUCCAUUUCAAUGUGGUCAGGUCUCUGGGUCUGCCCUUCCAAGUCAGAGCCUUGGGGAGGUGGCCACCAGCAUGGGCCGGCACUGCCGCCAGAUGACUUGCAAGGCUGCCUCGUUCCCUUGCAGCAGAAAUGAACAGUUCGGACUUACAGUGAGCACGGCCGUGUGGUCCUUCCUCAGUAGGCACAACUACCUCUCAGCUGGUCCCUGCCAGCCUUUGGUUUGGGGUCUGGGACAAGUUGUCCCGCGUCACACGUCUACGCUCGUGUGCACAAACAUGUACACACACGCACCCUCCCCACCUCACCAGACUCUCCAGAAGAUGGGGCAGGACUGGGGGAGCCCACAAUUGGUGGUUCGGGUGCGUUGGGAUGAGACGGGGUGCCUCUGGGAUUUGUCCUGCUCAGAGCCUCAAGGGGCUGGGAUCUCAGGGCACUCAACUUUCCAGGCAAGAACAGCCAUGGGGUAAUAAAUGGUCUCUGCACACCUGCAUGUUCCAUUCUUCGAAGCUUUGAGUCUCGGCCAAUCCCCUGGUUCUGUGGAGGAGGUGGGACUCUGAGAAACUCCCUGAGACAGCAGGAUUCGGGGAUCACCUGGGGCCUUCAGCCACCAAGUAGGCAGGAGACUCUGGGUCAGGGCCUGCCACUGUGAAAAACUCUUCUGAGAGGUGGGGAUGCUGCCAUCGGGUGACCAGGGGCGCCGUCGUGGGCAGAAGCCAGCACAGAAGUGGGAGAGCAUCCCAUGGCACAGAGGAACAGCCAAGAGGCUCCAGCUUGUGCUGGGUAGAGGGCCGACACCAAGGCAGGGGCAGGUGCUGUGCAGC